UAAACCACUAACCUUUGCAGACUGCAUUAGUGAUGAAUUGCCAUUAGGAUGGGAAGAAGCUUAUGACCCUCAGGUUGGAGUUUAUUACAUAGACCACAACACCAAAACUACGCAGAUAGAAGACCCUCGUGUGCAAUGGCGGCGGGAGCAGGAGCAUAUGCUGAAAGACUAUCUUGUCCUGGCCCAGGAGGCAAUUGCUGCACAGAAGGAGAUCUAUCAAGUGAAACAGCAGCGGCUUGAGUUGGCCCAGCAAGAAUAUCGGCAGCUGCAUGAUGUUUGGGAGCACAAACUGGGCUCUCAGACCAGCUUGGUCUCUGGCUCAUCAUCAAGUUCCAAGUACGACCCAGAGAUCCUCAAGGCGGAAAUUGCUACUACAAAAUCCAGGGUUAAUAAACUCAAGAGAGAAGUAGCUCACAUGAAGCAAGAGCUCCAGUACAAAGAGCAUGGAUUUCAAACACUGAAGAAAAUUGACAUGAAAAUGUCUGAUACUCAAGGUGGCUACAAACUUGAUGAGGCACAAGCCAUUUUAAGUGAAAUGAAAGCUCUCAAGAAGGCCAUCACAUCAGGGGAAAAGGAAAAACAAGACCUCAUUCAGAGCCUAGCCAGGUUAAAAGACAGCUUUGUGAAUGACAGAGAAUCCCAGUCAGACCUGUGGGCCAGCAGUGUGUCCGUGGAAAAAUCCAGUCCGUUGUUACCCCGGCAGUACCUGGAUGUCAGCUCCCAGACGGAUGUUUCAGGAAAUUUUAUUACCAGCAGCAACAACCAGUUGGCUGAGAAAGUGAGAUUACGCCUGCAGUAUGAAGAAGCCAAGAGAAGAAUAGCAAACCUGAAAAUACAACUGGCUAAGCUUGACAGUGAGGCCUGGCCUGGUAUGCUGGACUCUGAGCGGGAUCGUCUCAUAUUAAUUAAUGAGAAGGAGGAGCUCUUAAAAGAAAUGCGAUUUAUUAGCCCCAGAAAAUGGACUCGAGGAGAGGUGGAGAGACUGGAGACAGAGAGAAGGCGCCUAGAGGAAGACCUUCAGGCUGCUAGAGACACUCAGAGCAAAGCUCUAACUGAGAGAUUGAAGUUGAAUAGCAAAAGAAAUCAGCUAGUCCGAGAACUGGAAGAAACAACGCGAUUAGUCGCAAUGUUGCACACUCAACUGAAAAGUCUUUCCACCAGCAUGCUUUCCCUCUCCUCAAGUAGCAGUCCUGGUUCUCUUGCAUCCAGCAGAGGAUCUCUUGCCACCUCCAGCCAGGACUCGUCCACCUCAGCCAGUAUCACUGAUCUCUACUAUGAACACCUGGAGCAGUUGGACUUGGACUAUCAAAACAAGCUUGACUUGCUCUUAGAAGGAGCCACUGGAUUUAGACCAUCAGGUUGUAUCACCACUAUUCGUGAAAAUGAAGUAGCAAAAACUCUCAAAGCAGAUACCACUAGUCGCAUACAGGCUCUGCGAUCGUUGUCUGGUACUCCAAAAUCCAUGACAUCGCUGUCUCCACGGUCAUCUCUCUCUUCUCCGUCUCCACCUUGCUCUCCACUGAUGAUAGACCAACUCCUAACUGGCGAUGCCUUUUCAAGCCGUAUGGAUUUUGAUGAUGCAGAGAUAAAUACAAAUCUCUCAGAACUCACCCUAAACACUGGGAGUGGCAUCUAUAGACUGGAAGAGCCUAGAGAAGAAGAUAAACAUCUAGGUCAAGGUAUAAAUACAGCUGGAGGGACAGCACUGAAGGUGGCGUGUGUGUCAGCUGCAGUGUCUGAUGAAUCUGUUGCUGGAGAUAGUGGGGUGUACGAGGCGUCUGUACAAAGACCAUGUGUGUCAGAAGUGAUGGUGUUUGACACUGAUGAUACAGAAGCAGUUGGGACAGCUAAAGUGCAAAUUGCAAUGAGAUAUGAUGACAAAAAUAAACAAUUUGCAAUACUGGUCAUCCAGCUGAGUAAUGUUCCAGCACUGCUGUUACAACAAGAUAAAAAAGUGAACAUUCGCGUGGCUGUCCUGCCCUGUUCAGAAAGCACAAGCUGCUUGUUUCGCACAAGACCAGUGGAAGCUUCAGACAAUCUUGUGUACAAUGAAGUAUUUUGGGUUUCUAUCUCUUACCUGGCUUUACGCCAGAAGACUUUAAGAGUCGAUGUUUGCACUGUAGAUAAGUCUCACCUUGAAGAAUGUUUGGGUGGAGCACAAAUUAGCCUUGCUGAAAUACGUAAAUCCGAAGAGAAAUCAACCCGUUGGUAUAACCUCCUUAGUUAUAAGUAUCUGCAGAAGCAAAACAGGAACAGCAAACAAGGAAACAUUCACUCUGAAGUACCCUGCACUGAAAAAACAGACUCUGUCUCAGUACUCUUAGAGCAGACAGCUGUUGAACUGGAAGCUGUGGAGAAGAAGCUGGAGGAAAGCAGAAGCACUUUAACCAGUGGAGAGAGCUGGCAAGAUGAAGAGAUUCCUGAUCAGGAAGAACAGGAUGAGAUCAGUGAAAAUGAACCAGAAGAGGAGGAAGAAUUCUAUGCUGGAAAAUCACUGUGGGGAGCAGAACAAAGUCUGAAUCCCCAGCUGCACAUGGAAGUAGCAGUAAAGGUGGAUAAAGAGACGAACACUGAGAGCCUUGCACAGUCUUCUACUGUAGUUCGUCCAAAAGACAAAAGAGCAGCGAAUCCACCCCAACAUCAAUUUGUCAGAGGUAGCACUAUCAUCCGCUCAAAAACAUUUUCACCGGGACCACAAAGUCAGUAUGUGUGUCGG
Molecule: messenger RNA, 2716 nt
Organism: Mesitornis unicolor (brown roatelo)
Lineage: Eukaryota; Metazoa; Chordata; Aves; Mesitornithiformes; Mesitornithidae
Gene: WWC1
Product: WW and C2 domain containing 1
Exons: 18
Biological process (GO): cell migration; regulation of hippo signaling; regulation of DNA-templated transcription
Cellular component (GO): cytoplasm
Molecular function (GO): kinase binding; molecular adaptor activity
Source: RefSeq, a predicted model, not a curated record